AUGAGCCGCGAUCACGGGUGUGCGGUCCUGUCUGCGAACCCGUAUUUCGAGCCGCUGCCUGUGGAGGAGGGGCGGCCGGUGCUGUACGCGACGGGCACGCGCAAGGACGUGCUGCCGAGCGGGCUGCAGACGGUCUUCUUUUGCAACGGCGACGUCAAGCAGACGGCGACUUCGCGGCGCGUCGUCUACUACCACGCAGAGGCAGAUACCACGCACGUCUCGGAGCCCGACGGCACGCAGCUCUACCACUUCCCGAACGGCCAGGUGGAGCGCCACUUUGCUGACGGCCUCAAGGAGAUUGUCUUUGCGGACGGCUCGCUCAAGGUCAUGCUGCCGAGCGGCGAGGUGCACGAGCAAGUGGGCGCGGCGGGGCCCCUCGGGGUCUGA
Messenger RNA from Emiliania huxleyi CCMP1516, 387 nucleotides. RefSeq lists its product as hypothetical. Gene Ontology annotation, biological process: cilium assembly; centriole elongation. The transcript has 3 exons. Gene Ontology annotation, molecular function: tubulin binding. The coding region runs from base 1 to 387 and encodes 128 amino acids. The record is from RefSeq and is a predicted model, not a curated record. Gene Ontology annotation, cellular component: centriole; centrosome; nucleus. NCBI's taxonomy places the organism in Eukaryota, Haptophyta, Isochrysidales, Noelaerhabdaceae.